AUGAGAACGUCCUCAUCAACGCACGUCGUUGCAUUAUCAUGCGCGGCUCUUGCUCGCCUCGCCGGAGGCAUCACCAUUGUCCCCGGAAGCACCACUGGACCUUUCGUCUUUAGUAACCUGACCACAUCAUCAGCGACCGCCUUGCCAGCGCCGAGCUCGACCACUACGCCGAGCACACUGCCGUCGGGCAUAAACCUGCCCGACCCCAACAUUUACGUUUUACGCGGCUGCUUAGGGUCUCCGUCUGGCUACCCAUCCUUCAACCUGGUCGGCGUAGACCCAGAAAUGACCGUGCAGAGAUGCGUAUCGCUCGCCCAAGGGAGGCGAUACGCGGGUGUAUACAACGAGGAAGUCCCAAAAUUGCACAUCUGCUGCCCCAGGUCAUCAUACGUCAGAGACGGCCCGUGGUCAGGCCCGAGCAACCAGGAGCACGGUUUCGCUGCCGAAGCGCCGGCCGCAGCGGGCUCGGGACUGCCCGAGAACAAGCCAACUCAGUCACGACCUGGUACCGUGGUCGUGGCCGGCUCGCGGGGCUGGAAAGACGACAUUGCAGUCACUCAUUCAGCGGCUGUUGUCGUGGCUCUCGCCGUCCACUUUCUUCUUUAA
Messenger RNA from Colletotrichum higginsianum IMI 349063, 606 nucleotides. Its product is annotated as Mixed-linked glucanase. The transcript has a single exon. The record is from RefSeq and is a predicted model, not a curated record. The coding region runs from base 1 to 606 and encodes 201 amino acids. Lineage: Eukaryota; Fungi; Ascomycota; Sordariomycetes; Glomerellales; Glomerellaceae.